Paramuricea clavata is the source of this 677-nucleotide messenger RNA. NCBI's taxonomy places the organism in Eukaryota, Metazoa, Cnidaria, Anthozoa, Malacalcyonacea, Plexauridae. The record is from the annotation of a GenBank genome assembly.
AUGGACAAGAAGAAGUUGUCAGUACUCAUCCUGUUAGACCUUUCCAAAGCUUUCGACAGCGUUAGUCAUACCAUCAUACUUCAAAAGCUUGGUCGUGUGGGUGCGUUGCCAGACACGGUAAAUUGGUUUUGUAGUUACCUGUCUCGUAGAAGUCAGUACGUUCGCAUUGGAUCUGCAGUGUCCUGGCUUCUCCCCAUCACGCACGGUGUACCGCAGGGUGCCAUUCUAUCGCCUCUGUUGUUUAGUAUAUACGUGAACGACCUACUGUACCUCAGGCACCGCAAACAUCCGACCUCGAUUCUUACGUUGACGACUCGAAAGUCCUACUAUCUUUUCUCAUUAAAGAUCUGGAACAAGCAACUAUAAAUCUAGAAGAAGACCUUGCAAGAGUUGCCAACUGGUGUUCUACGAACCAAUUACUACCUAACCCCUCGAAAACCAAAUUUAUCCUUAUAGGAACCCGACAAUUAUUGCAGAGACUCCCUAAGGAAAUGUCGUUGACCUUUCUUGGAGAAGUCAUUAUAUCGGUUACGUCAGCGAGUGAUUUGGGUGUAACUCUUGAUACCCACCUCACAUUUGACUCCCACAUUACCAAAGUUGUUUCAUCCUGUGUGUCGAAACUAUGCCAGAUUAACCGGGUCAAAAGCAGUUUCGAUCAUAAAACGCUAUACUUCUGA